CGAAGAAGAAGAAGGUUGCUAUCAUCCAACGUGAAUUUCGGUAAUUUCAGUAAACCCAGAAGUAUCAACGAUAGAUUGGUGAAUUGCUUGAAAAAAAGUAAUCCACCUAAAAAAGGAAUGCAAUUCCAACUGCUAGAGACAAGCGACAAAUGAGCAACAAUUGCACUCAAUGAACGUAUUGCCACGAUGUGAGAAACAAAUGCAAAGUGUCGCCUAACUCGCAGCGCAAUGCUAGUUUGCAACCACCAUAACUUAGCUAGCUCGCUAGGUACGUUAGCUCAAUUAGCUUGUUUUGGUUAACUUGUUAGCAUGCUAACUGGUUAGAUUUGACAGCAAGCAAGGUUUGACAUGGAAAACAUGUUUUUAGCUACGUUGCUGUUAGUUGGAUAGCAACAUAGCUUGUUAGGUAUACAAUCUUUGAGUACCAGUGUAUUAGCAUCGCUAGUUAACGUUAGCUAGCCAGCUACCGUGUGCAUUGCUAGUUGUCAACAGGAAAGACAACACUUCCUACAAAAAUAACUAGAAACCUAAGCGGUCAUCUCCUAGUCUGCUAACGUUGAUAUUGGUUAGAAAGAAUGAAGAACCACCUUUGACCGUUCAGUUUUUUGUUAUAAUUAGGUAGCUAACUAAACUCACUAGCUAACGUUAAUUACUCAAAUUGCAAACUUGAGUUAUAGUGACUAACGCAUAAAUACAAUGUGGCUCCAGCAAAGACUAAAGGGCCUACCAGGUCUGCUGUCAAGCAGCUGGGCUAGAAGAAUGCUCAUUGGACUGCUGUUUUUCCUCAUCUUCUACUGGUACCUUAGCUCAGACAGCGCUUUGAGGUUGUUCAGUGGCUCAAGCCAGUCGGACGGGCUGGCUGGACAAUGCCUCCAGACUGAGAUCCACAGGUGGAAGUCACUGGUGGACCGGGGCGAGGGAAUAUACACUACUCCCCAGGAGAAAGCGGUCACGCCUUUUGUCUCCGGUAACGGCCAUUUCCUGGUGGACAUUGACUCCAACAGACUGUGGGUGGCCUCGUCCUCCCAGCCCGGCUCGGCCCCCGUCUACCAGACUGAGUACUCACCCAUAGUGGGCGUCCAUGUCCCCGGGAAGCUGGCCGAGGCGCGGGCCACCAUGCUCUGGUUCCGCAAAGGGGCUGUCCUGUCCGUCCGCUGCGUCCUCCCAGGGGGAGUCGGCAGCUCCGGGUCAGCCCGUGACUGCCUCACCGUCCGAGAGGAGUUCAUCGCCCACCGCAGCCGGCCCAACGUCUUCCUCCAGAGGAUCCACGUCAACAACCCCUCUGAGCGGGCCGCCACCCUGGAGGUGUCCACCGAAACGCCCUUGUUCGGGAGCAAGUUCUCAGCCAGUGUGGAGAAGGUGGAGGACAAGGAGGUGGUGCUGUCGUCGGGCCGCGUGGUUCUGCCGGAGAAGAAGCAGAUAGUGGUGGUGGUGGUGGCCACCAAUAAGCUGGGCAGCCGCAUCCAGGUGGCUGCCAAGUCAGAGUUUGCAGAGAGUGUGCUGUCGGUGGUGUGGAUGUCGGAGCCCAUCGAGUCGGCCAAGCUGGAGGAGACCUUCACCAGGCUCCGAGACGGGGCCAAGAAAGAGCUGGGAGAGCUGCUGAGGGCCAACGUAGAAGAUCUGGUCCAGGACCACCAACAGGCCUGGAUGGACCUCUUCAUCUCUGGGGUGGAGAUGCGUAAGAUCACCGACGCACACACGCCGUCCAGCGCCACGGUCAACACCACGCUCUACUACGUCCUCUCGGCCUCGCCGGCGCCCCUGCUGGACCGCCGACUUGGCACUGAGGAGCGUGCCCGUCUGGAGUCCAGCCUCAACUACGCCGACCACUGCUUCAGCGGGCAUGCCACAAUGCACGCUGAGAACCUGUGGCCGGAGCGGGUCAGCAGUGUGGCCCAAGUCCUGCAGCUGGUCAACCUGUGGACCCUCACUCUGCAGAAGAGGGGCUGCAAGGUGCUGGUGGCGGCAGGCGCCCAUGGAGUUAUGCAGGGUGCCGUGCUCAGCUUCGGAGGCCUCUCGUUCAACGAAAACCACCUGCAGUUCCAGGCGGACCCGGACGUGCUGCACAACAGCUACGCGCUGCGGGGAAUCCACUACAACCAGGACCUGAUCAACCUGGCCGUGCUCCUGGACCUCGAGGGCAAACCCUUCCUGCACGUGUCAGUCAAGCCCCAGGAGAAGUCCGUGGCGCUGUACGCCUGCGAGGCGGGCUGCCUCAACGAGCCUGUCGAGCUGACGUCGUCGCUGGUGGAGGCCAAGGGCCACGUGUUCCCAGUGAUGGUGACACAGCCCAUCACGCCGCUGCUCUACAUCUCCACGGACCUGCGCCACCUGCAGGACCUGCGGCACACGCUGCACCUCAAGGCCAUCCUGGCGCAUGAGGAGCACAUGGCCAAGCAGUACCCCGGCCUGCCCUUCCUCUUCUGGUUCAGCGUGGCCUCGCUCGUCACCCUCUUCCACCUCUUUCUCUUCAAGCUCAUCUACAACGAGUACUGCGGCCCCGGCGCCAAGCCUCUCUUCAGGAGCAAGGUGACGAAGCCAAGUGAGGAAAUGGAAGCUUAGGAAGCAGCCAUGACAUCACAGGUGCAGAGUAGCAGCAAGCAAAUUACAUUGCCAUAAAGUGUGUUACUGUUCAUGUCAUCUGAUUGGGGUCAUUAUUUAGCAAUUAUAUUUGUGUUGUGAUGGUCAACAUGUUGAUUUGACUUUCGACAUGUUGGAACUGAAUUCAGAGAAAAAAGCUCAUAUCGCCUGACAACCUAUUUCAUUGGCAAGGCUAGUGAAAGUCUGUCAUUGUUUACAAUGCUUCUAUUCAUUUUGGCAGGACGACCUGUCGGUUUGAAUGAAUACCAUCAUCAUACACUAUGGGUGGAAUGAUGCCAACCGAUUUGUUGUCACUCACUGGCAAAACUCCAAAUGGAGGCUCAUUUCUCAAAGGUUGAAGUAUGAGAGUGAUUGAAGGGAAUCGGCUUAUUUUCUUUCACAUUAUCGGUCCUGUUGGUAAAUCUUAAUAUCGAUCCUUGCUUCCUUACUUACUUGGAAGUCUAACAUGGUCUAAAAUGAUUGCAUUGGUAAAGACAAGGGUUCCACUAUCUAGCUUUCACCAAUGUCAUUGUUUCAUGGAAUGGGGGGAUGGAUUUUCAAAGUAUUUAAACAGGUCAAUUUCCUAUACCCCUCUAGUCUAUUUUCUGCUAAGCUUAAUAUAGUCCAAAUAAAGUUUUUUUUAAAUCUGAGGAUCAACUCACGCCGAGCAAGUGUCAAUUUAAUCUUAAGAACCAUUGACAUCAAACUGAUGCUAAAUUACCAGGUCCGUCCGGCAGUGUGCAUUGGGUAUUAAUUUCCUAGUGGAAAAAGUCACUUAUUGGUGCAUUUCUCUGAGUCUGCCACUCAAUGCACUUCUUCAAGACCUCUGCUUCUGAACACCAAACAUUGCUAAGGUGACCAAAAUAUAUUCACUGAGCUAUAUUGUAUUCGCAAUUUUUUGGGCAAAUUAUAUUUUAUACUAAUACAAUUUCUCAGAGAAAGACAUU
Messenger RNA from Coregonus clupeaformis (lake whitefish), 3527 nucleotides. RefSeq lists its product as uncharacterized. NCBI's taxonomy places the organism in Eukaryota, Metazoa, Chordata, Actinopteri, Salmoniformes, Salmonidae. The transcript has 3 exons. The coding region runs from base 697 to 2562 and encodes 621 amino acids. The record is from RefSeq and is a predicted model, not a curated record.